Molecule: messenger RNA, 2197 nt
Organism: Exaiptasia diaphana
Lineage: Eukaryota; Metazoa; Cnidaria; Anthozoa; Actiniaria; Aiptasiidae
Product: NCK-interacting protein with SH3 domain
Exons: 13
Coding region: 68-1888 (606 amino acids)
Biological process (GO): endocytosis
Molecular function (GO): Arp2/3 complex binding; protein binding
Source: RefSeq, a predicted model, not a curated record
CAAAAUGGUGGACGAAGAUGUGGUUAUUUUGGUUUGCAAAAACAACAAAAAAUAAUACAAACUAGACAUGUAUCGAUCGCUUUAUGACUUUUCCUCUGAAGAAGAAGAUGUUCUGCGUAUAAGAGCGGGAGAAAAGUUUAUAUUUAUUCAAGAACAUGACGCAAACUGGUGGAAAAUGCAAGGCGAAAAUGGUCAUGUUGGACUCGUGCCGGCGAGCUACCUGGAGCCAGACGAGAAUGAAUUGGAGAGUCCAGCAGCAAGGCAAGCAGUCCUGAAGUCAAUAGAAAGAGCCAUGGAAGUUAUACAUGCCCAGGCUGCCAAUAAUGGYGGAGUGUACACAAAUGAACAGAGAUCUAAUUUAAAGAAACUUCUAGGUCACCGUAAAUCAAUCUUAUCUCAAAAGAAACAAACCUCACAGAAGCGAUCUGCUCCAAAGCCACCACAAAARAAAGAUAAUGAGCCACCUCCACAACCAAGAAGACAGGCUCCACGUCUUCCUCCUAAUGUUAAAUGUGAUGCAUCCAAUACAAAAGGGGAAGGGACGUCUUUGGGUAAAACUGGUGUAGACUCUUCUUGUUUGCAGGAGAGUGGUUCCUGUUCCUUAUUGUCUUCAACAGCAUCAUCUGAGGCAUUCAGAGASAUUAAAAUACCUUCUAAUUUUGUUACAAAUUUAUUGGAAGAGCUGAGAAUAAACUCAACGAUAAGCUAUCAAGCGUCAUUCACUGUAACAGAAACUGUGUUGCAACAUAUCAAGAAAGAAAUUCCAGUCUUGUCUGAAGCAAUGGAUAAAAUUAUCCAGGAAGUUGUCAAUGAAAGGGAGAAUGCAGUGCACACAGAUGAAAGCUUACUAGUGACCCAUGAUGCCAAGAACAUAGAGUCUAUAUUAGUAGCGCUUACAGAACACAAAGAUGACUCACAACAAAGAAGCUGGGCUUUACAUUUAGACGAACCAAUCAUACURGAACAGCUUAAUCAACUUCUUGCUCUCUUGGUUGAUGCUAAUCAGAAAGUCUCGAAGGCUGURAUUGGUCAGGAUGACUUUAAAUACCUUCAAUCAAUGGUUGCUUAUUUUCAGAUGGAACACCGACCAUURAUAAGRCUUCAGUUACUUCAAGUGUUUGGCUGUGUGUGUGGGAUUGACAAGGAAGUCAUAACUCAACUUCUCUGUUCAAUUCUUCCUGGUGAACUUGCAAGAACAUUACAGGCUGCAGAUGACCUUCAACUCCAGUUAUAUUCCUCWCUUCUAUUAACUAUGAUAUUUUCAACUGCUGAGCCAGUGCCAUACUGGUUGUAUGAACAYUUAGAUAAAAAUUUUGUAAAUUAUUUGGUGCAAAGUAUUGAACAGGCACCAGAAGGUGAAGAUGGCGAUCAGAUAAUAGAYUCAUUUACAGGGCUGAUACUGGCUUUUAACCAGCAUUUUGCAGACCCAAAAAGUAAUAUUGUAAUGGAGGUACUAGCUUCUUGUAGGACAGCAAAAACACUCAGUGAAAAAGUGAUGCUGCUUUUCAACAGAGGAGAGGACCCAGCCUGGUUGUUUGAAAACUAUCCAAAGUUUUGCUCUAAUUCAGUUCUCAAGUUUUUAUCUGAUACGUUUUCCAGUAGAAGUACAUCAGGAUUGUUCUUUACUUCRGACAUGAUGGUCCUCUUAGAGAUUGCAGUAAGACAGAUUACAGACCUCAACCCUGGCAAUAGUUUAAGAACAGAAUACCUUUCCUURCUUCAUCUAGUACUGACAAACACAGAUUACGCCGAACACAAACACUUGUGCUCCGAGAUAAACAUAAUUCUAAAGCGUAUCAGUGAAGAAGUAGAGAUGGAAUCUCAAAAGGAUAAAUACAUUGUAAAAGAAAUAUUCAAACUGUUCCCCACUUUAUUUGGAAGGAAGUGAGCUACACUAAAUUCUAUGAAUUGUCAAUAAAAUGACUGAUAGAUUCUACCACUUGGGAGUAGAAUUCUCUGUUUUCAUGUAUGUUCUCAAGCUUGAAAAACAAAGAGCAGCAUUCGCAAGUGGUCUUAAUUAAGGGGCAAAUAUAAGGGGCAAAUAUUGCCCAAGUUAAGUCGAGGAUAUCUGCUCUUCAAGGGAGUUCUAAAGGUUUUUAAUAAAAUUUAACAAUAAAGUACUUGCAAUUAUUAUAUCUAGACAACUUUGUAUAGCACAUUAAAUUAUUAUAAUAAAACAUUUUAUUUGUAAAUGUAA